Molecule: messenger RNA, 1217 nt
Organism: Wasmannia auropunctata (little fire ant)
Lineage: Eukaryota; Metazoa; Arthropoda; Insecta; Hymenoptera; Formicidae
Product: mitochondrial import inner membrane translocase subunit TIM44
Exons: 6
Biological process (GO): protein import into mitochondrial matrix
Cellular component (GO): mitochondrial inner membrane
Molecular function (GO): protein-folding chaperone binding
Source: RefSeq, a predicted model, not a curated record
GAAUUGAGCUGCAUUGAGCACACCACGGGCCUGACACGGCUAGGCUAGAUCGACGCAUUCACGGGGACCUUUCGUCGAGGGUAGAUAAAUCUUUUGUAAAAUGUUGCAGAACGUUGCGUCGCGCAGAGUGAGCUUGAACGGAGCUGCGAGGCUGGUGCGGUCGACGAGAAGCUUGAGAGAUGGCUCGAGGGAACGUGUGUUGUCGCCCACGCUUCCGCCGCCGUCGGCGGUGGAGCUGCUCGGUGCACAAGCGCAGCCGGUUCGACCGUACUCGAAUCCGGCACGACGGCCGAGCUUUCUGUCCCAGUUCGUCGAGAAUCUCAAACAGGAGAUGCAGAAGAACAAGGAGAUGAAGGAGUCGUUGAAGAAGUUCCGAGAGGAGGCUGAGAAGCUGGAGCAGUCGGAAGCGCUGCGGACGGCGCGGCAGAAGUUCCACGCGGUCGAGUCCGAGGCCAACAAAGGCUCGGAAGUGAUCAAGGAGAAGCUGGAUACGAUUAAGGGAAAGGUGCAAGAAGUUAUCGAGGAGGCGAGUAAGACUGAAUUGGGUAAACGUGCCGGCCAGAUAGGCGAAGAAAUUACAAAGUCGGCCAAAGGCGCGGCGGAGACGAUUUCCGAGAAGAGCCAGGCACUUGGUAAGACGGGUGCAUUUCAAACGAUAUCACACACCGCGGAAGCUGUGCGGAAUGAACUUGACCAACAUGGAAUUCUAGGCAAAGUUUACGUUCCGCCUAAAAAGCUUAGAAAGAGAAACGAAGUGCCGAUAGAGCCUAGAGAAAUUGUGCCUGACCAAAGUACAACGGGCGUGGAAGUGCACAAGGACUACAUGUUUUCCAAUGCUUGGCAAAAAUUCAAGGAUAAUAAUCCAUACGUGAAUAAGGUAAUGGACUGGAAGAUGAAAUACGACGAGUCAGAUAAUGCCAUACUACGCGCUUCCAGAUUGCUUACGGAUAAGGUUUCGGACAUUAUAGGCGGGCUGUUUCAAAAGACCGAGCUGUCGGAGACGCUCACCGAGAUCUGUAACUUGGAUCCCACUUUCAGUAAGAUACAGUUCCUGAAGGACUGCGAGACCGACUUCAUCCCAAAUAUUCUCGAGGCGAUGGUCAGAGGCGACCUCGAGAUACUCAGGGACUGGUGCCACGAAGGGCCCUACAACAUAAUCGCGCAACCGCACAAGGAAGUCAAGAAGUUGGGCCAUUAUUCGGAUAGUAAAAUUCUAG